GGUGCUACUGCUGGGCGUGCGCGGGCCCGGCCCGGCAUGGAGGUGGAGGAGGCCUUCGCGCUGGUGGGGCAGAUGGGGCCCUACCAGGUGUAUCUGUGCGCGCUGCUGGCCGUGCUGCUGCAGCUCUAUGUAGCCACUGAAGCUAUCCUCAUUGCACUAGUAGGGGCGACACCUCCCUACCACUGGGACCUCGAAGAGCUCUCAGCCAAUCAAAGCCAUAGCAACCAGUCAACUAAUGAAGAAAGAGCCUUUGGGGAAUGGCUUCUGACAGCCAAUGGGAGUGAAGUUCAUAAGCAUGUGCACUUCAGCAGCAGCUUCACAUCAAUAGCUUCUGAGUGGUUUUUAAUUGGAAACACAUCAUACAAAGUCAGUGUUGCCAGUUCAUUUUUCUUCAGUGGUGUCUUUGUUGGAGUGAUCUCUUUUGGCCAGCUCUCAGAUCGCUUUGGGAGGAAAAAAGUCUAUCUCACAGGUUUUGCCCUUGACAUCCUGUUUGCCAUUGCAAAUGGCUUCUCCCCCUCAUACGAGUUCUUUGCAGUCUCUCGCUUCUUGGUUGGGGUGAUGAAUGGAGGGAUGUCUCUGGUGGCCUUUGUUCUACUGAAUGAAUGUGUGGGCACUGCCUAUUGGGCAUUAGCAGGAUCGAUUGGUGGCCUGUUCUUUGCAGUGGGAAUUGCCCAGUAUGCUAUGUUAGGGUACUUCAUUCGCUCCUGGAGGACUCUGGCAGUUGUGGUUAACCUGGAGGGAACAAUAGUCUUUCUCCUCUCUCUAUUCAUUCCUGAAUCCCCUCGCUGGUUAUACUCACAAGGUCGGCUGAGAGAAGCAGAAAGUGCCCUCUAUCUCAUUGCAAAGAGGAACUGCAAGCAGAAAUGCACUUUUUCACUAAAGCUCCCAGCUGACAGGAGUCACCGAGAGACCGGCAGUUUCUUGGACCUGUUCCGAUACAAGAUCCUGUUAGGGCGCACUUUGAUCAUGAUGUUCAUCUGGUUUGUGUGCAGCUUGGUAUACUAUGGUCUGACUCUCAAUGCAGGUGACUUAGGUGGAAGUAUUUAUGCCAACUUGGCUCUCUCUGGGCUGAUAGAGAUACCUGCCUACCCAAUCUGUAUCUACUUGAUUAACCAAAAAUGGUUUGGCCGAAAACGGACACUGGCAGCAUUCCUGUUCCUGGGGGGACUGGCCUGUUUUAUUAUCAUGUUUCUUCCGGAAAAGAAAGCCACAGGAGUGUUUGCAGUUGUGAACAGCCGUUCUUUGUCUUUACUGGGGAAACUGACAAUCAGUGCAGCAUUUAACAUUGUUUAUAUCUACACAUCAGAGCUUUAUCCUACAGUGAUCAGGAAUGUUGGAAUGGGUUCCUGCUCCAUGUUUUCCCGGGUUGGUGGGAUUAUUGCUCCCUUCAUCCCUUCACUGAAAUCUGUGCAGUGGUCUCUUCCAUACAUCGUGUUUGGAGUGACUGGCCUGUUGUCGGGGCUCCUGAGCUUGUUAUUACCAGAAACACUAAACAGCCCUUUGCUAGAGACGAUAUCGGACCUGCAGGUGUGCUCAUACUGGAGACUGGGGGAUGAAGCUAUGUCAUUGCAAGCACUAGGUGGCUCCCGGUCUGCAGACAAAGAUAGCUCUGCAGGGAGUGAAAGUGAAGAUGAAGAAUUCUAUGAUGCUGAUGAAGAGACCCAAAUGAUCAAGUAACAAGAGGAAACUUUCCUUUUUAUGCCUUUUUUUUAAUUUGUCCAGCCAGGUCCACCCGUAAGAAUAAAACUGGAACUGUCUGCGGGUGAAUUUUAACAGGGCAAGUGCCUCUGCCUUUCCAGCGUUGGGAGAUGAAUUAGAGUACUAUUCAGAUGCAUUACAAUGGUUUGACUGAUGAGCGCUGCUGACUUUUUUUCUUACUCAUGAGAACCAUUCAAAUGUUUGUGGCUCAAAAUUAUGAUUGCAGGCUAGGUUUGAGGCCAAAGAUGGUGGGGAGGUAUUUGAUGUAUUUCUGAAACUUGAACUUGAGAACUGACCCAGCUUGCAGACAGACUUCCGCUGCAUGUGUUCACAUUUUCCCUUCAAGGUGGGCUCAUGUUGAUUUUGAAGCAGCUGAAAUCCAUGAACUUGAAAGGUUUCAACUGGGUUUCUUCAGAUGGAUGACAUCUAAAGAGUUAAACUGGACACAGAAGGUGCUACAGGCCAGUAUGAUGGGAACAAAUUCCCAAAAUCCUCUCAAGUUACCUACAGCACACUGGGAAGAAUGAACUAUGGAUUCUCUACCAGUUCUGCAUCCGCUCAUUGGAGUGGAAUUUCACACCUCAAGUGGUUAGGGAACACCAACAAAAGAUAGCUGUACUCAGUGAUGUUGUAGGGUGGAUGGCUAGAGGAACCAUCAGUUGGAGGGACCAGCUAAUAGGAAAGGGCAGAUGGUCUUAAAUAAAACAGAAAUCCCCAUUAUUGCUGAUCUCUUCUCCCCCAUCUGGCUCCUCUGCCUUGCCCCUCUCAAAACAACUUCCUUUUUUUCGUUUUAUUUUGGUUCUUUCUCACACAGGUUUGUCAUGACAGUCUAUAAAUCUCAGGAUGGCUCUGUAUUUCUGUUGCAUAUUCUGUUUGAUUUUGUUCUUCUCAUCUUUUCUCACUUUGCCAUGUAAACUGAGGGACUUGUUUUUCCAUGGUAUAUAGUGAGUGUCUUAUAGGAGGUAAUUUUACUUUGCUGGGUUUUGCAUUAUUGUGGCUAUCCACGAUUGUGGCUAUGGAGAAAAAUGAGAUAUUCAGUGGUACAGAGUACUGAAAUUGCCUGUGUAGGCUGCUGCUAGUGUCUUGGGGAUCAUUGCAAGAGGAUUCAAGUAUUUAUUUUAUUUUUCUAUAUAUAGAUAAAGUUCUUUGGAAGUUUCUUGAGCCCACAUUCAAUUGAUUACUUGACCUUGCAGAGGGAGAACUGUAUUCUUUUGUUUACACUAAACUUUUUUUAAAGUAUACUGAAAUAGAAGGAUAUUGAGUGUUGAAGUUUUGCCAACUAAUAGAUGUGGCCUUUGGGUACGGAUUCAAUAUUCCUAGUUAGUGUCGACUUUAUCCUCCUAGUUCUGACAGUUGACUUCUAUAUAAUUUUUUGAUAUUAUGGGAUCAAAUUUCAUAUUAAAAGUGUAAAGGUACCUGGUUAUUCUAUUGGAAAAUAAUACAGGGAUCAAAUGAUUGGGGAGAAAGGUGUUUAUUGAACAUAUUCCAGAGUCAGAGCAAAAAACUCAGUUAUUCCAGAAGGAGGCAGAAGAUCAGAUCUGAAACUUAGAACAGGCGCUCUAAACUUUGUCCAGUCAAGAGCUGCAUAGGCAACUUUCUAGGAGCCUAAGAGUUGUAGCUCUGUUACUUAGGUGGGAUGUCAUCAGGGCUGGCUCCAGGCACCAGUGAAGGAAGCAGGUGCUUGGGGCGGCCAAUACAAAGGGGCAGCACUCCAUCCGGUAUCGGGGCAGCACCUCCGGGAAUUCAGCGGCGGGUCCCUCAGUCCCUCUCUUCCUCUUUGAGCUGCUGCUGAAGAGGAAGAGAGGGAGUGAAGGGCCCACUGCUGAAGAAUGAAGUGGCACAAUUGAGCUGCUGCUGACUGGCUUUUUCUUUUUCUCUUUUUUUUUUUUUUUUUUUUUUUUUUGCCGCUUAGGGCAGCAGAGAAGCUGGAGCCGGCCCUGAAUGACAUGCUGCCAUCCUUGUCUGCAGUGCAGAGAGGAAGCCCACAAAGACUAUAUGUUCCCUAGCAUGCAGUACUCCGUCUUGUUCUGAACAGAUUGAUACAGUGCUGUGAAAAUGACGGCGAGCUGUAGUGUGGCUCAGUAGUCUCUGCAGGCAGCACUUCAAUCUGGAAGGUAAAGAGGACUGCUGACUGCACUGUAGACAUCAGCGGAACAUAUUUGACCAUGCUUUGGUCUCACUUGGCUCUUGCACAGCUCUUGUGGAUGUGAUAGCAAAAUUAAUACAACUUUUAAAAACAAAUCUGGAUGUUUUCAGCCUUAUUUAUGCUGACUGAAUGGAGUUCUUGGAGUUAUAAUUAAGUUUGUGUUUUGUGCUUUUUUUUUUUUCUAGUUUGACAUUUGACGCUUUAAAAUAUGGGGAUUAUAAGGAACAUGAGGGGGGAGUUUUUUUUCUUUUCAUUAGGUUCUUGGUGAUUUUUUUUCCUCAAAGGUGCUAAAUGUGCAAUAGCUCUUACCGAAGUUAAUGCUGCAGUACCUAGGAACUGUAUUGAUGCUGUCACAAACCCUAGAUUUCUUAAGGGAUCAAUCUCCACAGUGGAAUCACUGCCUCUUUCUGGCUUUGAGAAGUGGAAAUAGGAACUCCCUUGUGAGACUGACUAGCGCUCUUGGCCUUGUUGGGUAUUUGGUUUUAUCUACAUUCUGGAUUGCUAAAAGGAUGUAGGAUCGUGGUCAAAAUUUGUGAUGGUCCCUAAUUUACAGUCAAAUUUGCCUCCAUUUCAUACAAGCACUCUUGUACAUAUACUCACAAAACCAAGGAUGAGGAAACUUUUAUGUGAAAUAAAUUAAUUGCACUUUUUUUGGAGACCCUUAUACCCACAGAGGCUGCAUUCCUUGGCAAGUAUGGACAGCAUACACUGUAUCUAGGCAGACCAGUAUUGCUAAGCAGAACUCUUCAGAUUGACAAUCCAUGCUCUUCUGAACUCUGCAGCUCGUGCCUGUUUUAAUUAGAGGCCCAAGUCACAAUAUUUAUAUGGCUGCCCUACCUUCAAGUAUAAUCUAAUGGUUCAAUGCUGGCCUGAUUCUAAUUCUUCCCACGUAUGGGCAGCACAUAUUGGACAUCUGCCCAGGGAAACUGUCUAGUAUACACCAGUUCAAAAAGAAAAGUAUCACUGUUAGUGACACUAAAAUAGCACUGAUGAUCUGACAGAUUUAAUCCUUGCAAUUCUUGAUUGAAGUUUGACAAAAUAAGCAUGAGGAGAGCUUUUAUUUCAUUGUUGCUAAGUUAACUUUACAUAAAUGAUCUGCACCGUUCAGAGUUCUUGGUCCUGUAUAGACAUAAGAAUAAAUCCAAGUUGUUAGCUCUUAUCUAUAUUUCCUUGUUUUGUAGAAGUUGUUUUUCAGCCGUCUCUCUUUAUGGGGCUCUACUGGAGAGAACUGAGACUUUCCCACAGCAGAGAUCAGGCCAGCACUGCUUCCAGUGAGACCCAUCUGCUUACCAUUUCCCAAGUCUGUUGGCAGGGUGUGGCAGGGGAUGUGCUCUAACUUCUAGACCAUGUUGACUUGGUCAACAUUUUUCUGUCUUGAAUUUGCUUAUGGAGGCUAUGGCAUUAGCUUCUCAGUUUAUUUUAAAACUGUACUUGAUUCAUGCCAGUAUUUCAAUAUUAUGGGCCCAAUUCUGGCUGGCAGCACAUACGCCAAAAAAUCUGUGGGCAACACCAGGAUUGUAUGAUGGCAGUUAACAUGUACAUGCACACCUCCGGGUGGACCAGCUAAGUCUUUAUGCACAGCUCUUCUUACGUUAAUUCUUUCUAGUGCAGGACUAUGCAUGUAAAUGUCUCAGUACUCUAUUAAUUCAUUGUAGGGUAUUAAAAAGUGGAGGAAAGGUUUUUAGGUGGAAAAAUCUCUAAUUAUAGAAAUCAUAUGGAAAGAGCUUAUUUGAUGUUGUGGUUCAUUCACCUCUAACAUUCAGUGCAGCAUUCUUCAUGACAAUAUAGUUGCCAGUGUCUACUCUGAUCUGCUGUAACCCUCAAAUGACCCAUGUGAUAGGACUAUUCCAGUCUAAUAGAUGUGUUUAAAAGUUACCUUGAAAGUCAGCCUAAAUUUACUUCAGUUUCAUCUCCUCUCUCCUUCUGAUAGCUUAUUGAAUCAUCCUAAAAUAGCUUUGAUUGCAAACCUAGUGAAAAAUAUUAAGAAAAUAUAAAUAGCGAAUUGAUUUUUGUUUACCUUUUUGAUUCAUUUGAAGUGUCCCUAGUGCUGGAGCUCUUUUAAGUGUAGUCCAAAUCAGUUUGGACGGGUGCUAUACAUAAGUAAUUCUAUGAAAUUGGUCUAAGCAGUUGCCAGAUUUCUAAGCUGGAAUGAAACAAUGUCUAAAACUAGUUGUGUGUGUUCAUUUGGCAUUCUUUCACGUGACCAGCUAAGACUAGUAUUUACAAGCAUCUCUCCAUGGAUCUUUAGGACAGAAAAAGGGAAAACUACCUUUGUUUGUUCAUGCCUUAGUGCUCUUUGCACUUUAAUGACCAUUGUUUCUGAAACCCUUCUCACUGCUGGCAGAGACAGUAAUUAGCCAAAGAGAUUAAUAUUAAAAAACAAAGUAUAGAAUUUGCAUAAUUUGAAACAAUUGCCUGUCUCAUAUAUCAUACACAAGUCUGCGGGGUCUUAUUUUAAUUGUAAAUAUCAAAGCUCACUCUUGAAGAUCAGGAUAAACAAGAUAAGACCACUUGCUAGAAUAUUUAAAUUAACUCAUCAGACUUUUAAGAAAUGAUAAUUGAAGGCCACGUGGAGUUUAUAGAAUGAAGAAGGUGAUAGAAUUGGUAUAUUUGAUUGAGAGCAGUGCUAAAUAUUAAAUGUCUAGAAGAGAGUUCAGUUUUCUUUUGGAACACAGUUUAAAAAGCCUCCUCAAAUGUUGGCUGGUAGCAUGUAUACCAGCAAAAAUGCAAACAACUGAGGGAAUGCACAGCAGGAGUUGGCUGCUUCCUGUCUUCAAAAGAUGGUAAAGAGAUUCUAUAUCUCCAGAAAUGGAAUGGGGCAAAGCCAUGAGGUGGCAUAAUUCACCCUUUUAUAACAGACUGUCUGGACCAAUUACUGUUCCCUUUUUAUAUCUGCCCCAUAGUUACAAAUGGUACAUAAGUCUCUAAAACAAAACAUUACUGCUUCAUAGCCAACUUUGUUACUGCUCGCAUUGUUCAUAGUCAAUCAGGAGCCAGAUAAAGUAUGACAAUAAUACUAAUCAGUAAUUCUGAUUCUAAUUGGGAUGGAUUGUAUUUACAGAAAUACUGAACGGCUGUAUUUGAACAGUACGGUAUCCAUGAAGCCUUCUAAAUUCAUGAAGUAUUGCUCAGAUUUUGCCUUCAUUGGUUUUAAAUAAUCAAUAAAAGUUGAAAGGCUGCUAAGUAUUUAGCUGGGAAGAAGCCAACAUCUGUGUAUAAUCUGAAAAGAGUAGAACUUUAUGGAAACAUUUGAUAUUGUCUACACAGAUUAAAAAUAGAAUACCUUAGGGAAAUGCUGCUAAUCUAUUUUCUUCACCUAGAAUUUCAGGUGAGUCUCUAAAUGGUCCAUCUUUAAUUCCAAGGAAAAGUGAAGUCAAAACCUUUUUUUCAUGUUAUUGCUGAAGAUUGAAUGAGAUGCAGUCAUUGUGCAGGUAUAAUUUUUGCUUUAUGAAGAAAAUUUUUGUUGCACUGCAUACUUAAUGGUAGCAGCUUUUCCUUCCUUGAGUUAGUAAUGUUGGAUUUUUUUAAGCUACCUCUUUAAAUUAAUCUUUAUUUGGUACUGAAUAUUACAUUCAAGAGAUUUUAGGAAACUGUGAGGACAAAAUACUUUUCAUUGUCUUGUUUGUAUGCUGCUGGUGAUCCACUGAUUAACUUGAAAGGGGGAAGGACUUAUGGCUUUAAUGUUUUUUACAGUGAAUUUUGAAUAGUGAAUGUAAGUACAGAGGUUAUUUUGGGGUGGGGUAGAGGGUAGUUUUAGAAGGGUUGAACAACCCUGCCUGUCAUUGGUGAUGCUCUGCUCUUCUGAAAACCAGGCCUUUACUGUUCUGAAACCCCUUUGUUGGGUAGAAGAUUGUACUCUGGCACUGUCUUGUUUCUCCUUGCUCUUAGCCUUUCGCAAGCAGUUAAUCGCAUAGGACAAGCAAAUGAAAUUCCUGAAUAGACGAUCAAAUUCUGCCCUCAGUUACCUUUACACAACCCCACUGAUUUCAACUUCCGGCAGAAUUUGGACAUUACCCUGACAGAGAAGCAGCUAACUGGAUGAACUUUGUUUUUUCAACAUCAUAUAACCAAGUUCAGUGCCAGUAUAACUCCCAUUGACUUUGUGAAGUUGUAUCUGCUUACACAAGAAUGGAAUUUGAUACUACAUUCAGAAGAUCUUGCAGGCUGUGGGUUAAGCAAAAAGAUAUCUGGUGAUGAGAGGGGUGGGUUUUUGCUUGGGCCAUGUACCCAGGCAGAAGGUUUUAGAUGUUUGUUUUAUGCAGUGUGUGGGUAUAUAUAUUUUUUUUUUAAUCCUUGAUUUGGACUUCUUGAGCACUGCAUGUAAAGGUCUUUCAGCAUAAAUAUGUGGAUUUAUUGAAUUUUGAAGAUGUCCUUCUAUGAUUAUCUUCUGAUUGCCAUUUCUAGUUCACAGCUAUACGGUUAAAGCCUGGGGGUUGUGGGUGGUUUUUUUUUGUUUGUUUUUAACACCAAGAAGUCACCAUUUGUUCAAGCCUAAAAACAUUAGUUUCCCUGGUGUAUGUCUCUUUUAGUGGUGGCAUUCACUUACACAGUGUGACUAAGUGCUGGGUCCAUCUCUUUUUACGGUGCGUUUGCCACAGAUGACUAAACUGUUGUAACAAAUGUAAAAAUAUUCAGAACAACUAAUGCAGAUUGUUAUAUUUAAUGCAGAUUGUUUGACCGGUAGCUGCUAUAAUUCACUGGAGCUCUGCAAGGUAAAACCAGCAAGUUGGUUCAAGUUUGGAACCUUUUGCAAUGUGAGAUUUUUAAAAAAGGACUCCAUUAAAAUUUUACAGAUUUACACUCCCAAAAUGGGGAUGGGAAGUCUCGGUAAUAACACUAUUUAGCCAGCAAUCAAUAUGGGAUAUGCUCUACAUUCUGGGAGAUGUUAGUUAUUUCUGGGUGACCUUUUGAACAUUUUUAAGACAUUAAUCUUUAAGAUUUCAUAGAUAUUUGUCUGCCGUGGCACAGUAACUUUUAGGUGAUUUGUAAAAACUCUGAAACCACCUCUGACUCAUACAGUUCAUAUAAAUGUCUUUGUGGCUUAUUUUGUGCCUUUUCUUUCCCUAAUGCAAGCUCUCUCAAUAAACACAAGCUGUUCCGGAA
This is a messenger RNA of Gopherus flavomarginatus (Mexican gopher tortoise), 8947 nucleotides long. It is a transcript of the gene SLC22A15, whose product is annotated as solute carrier family 22 member 15. Gene Ontology annotation, cellular component: membrane. The record is from RefSeq and is a predicted model, not a curated record. Gene Ontology annotation, molecular function: transmembrane transporter activity. The coding region runs from base 37 to 1677 and encodes 546 amino acids. Gene Ontology annotation, biological process: transmembrane transport. The transcript is spliced from 12 exons. Lineage: Eukaryota; Metazoa; Chordata; Testudines; Testudinidae.